Molecule: messenger RNA, 1566 nt
Organism: Baudoinia panamericana UAMH 10762
Lineage: Eukaryota; Fungi; Ascomycota; Dothideomycetes; Mycosphaerellales; Teratosphaeriaceae
Exons: 1
Coding region: 32-1516 (494 amino acids)
Molecular function (GO): succinate-semialdehyde dehydrogenase (NAD+) activity
Source: RefSeq, a predicted model, not a curated record
AGAUAUCCUAUCAUUGGCUCAACAAUUCAAUAUGCCGCUCGAGAAAGAUUCGCAAAGCCGACAGGUUGUACCACUGUUUAUCAAUGGCAAGCCUCUACCAGUAGACGAGUCCCGGGUGCAGCCUGUCAAGUCCUCCAUCACUGACGAGACGAUACAUUACUACGUUUCCACGGACAUCAAAGCCUGCGACGAGGCUUGCGAGACAGCAUGGACGGCCUUCAGCGGCAACAUCCUCGACACAGGUCGUAGUGGGUGGAAGCGGGCAAGUGCGAAUACACGCCGCGACAUCAUCAUAAAAGCAGCGGACUUGUUCGAGGCACGGAAGGACGAGUUGAUCAAAGCACAGAUGGACGAGACGUGUUGCCCACAGCCGUGGGCAAUGAACAACAUCGCUACGACUGUGGGCUACUUGAGGGAGAUCGCCAGUUGCGUGUCGAACAUCAAGGGUGAGAUACCUACCAUCGACAAGCCGGAUACGUUUGCGUUUGUGUUCAAAGAGCCUGUGGGUCCGGUGCUGGUAAUCCCGCCAUGGAAUGCUGCGCUGGUGCUUGCGACCCGUGCGGUCACCAGCGCUCUUGGAGCCGGUUGCUCGGUCGUACUGAAGUGCAGCGAGCUUUCACCUCUCACGCACAGCCUCAUAGUCGACAUCUAUCACCAAGCUGGCCUCCCAGCAGGCGUGCUCAACUCGGUCCAGUCUUCUCGCGAAAACGCUGCGGAGGUGACUGAGCAUCUCAUUGCCAACGAGCGCAUACGCAAAAUUGAGUUCAUCGGCUCAGCGGCCGUAGGUCGUAUCGUGGGCGCAACAGCGGCGAAGUACCUGAAACCCGUCCUCAUGGAGCUGGGGGGCAAGUGCCCGUCCAUCGUACUUGACGACGCCAACCUGCAGAAAGCCGCAGUGCUGAGCGCAAAAGGUGCCACGCUGCAUCACGGUCAAAUCUGUUUCAGCACUGAGCGUAUCAUUGUGCACAAGAAUGUCGCCCAACAGUUCCAGGACAUCUUGGCGAAGGUCAUGGCGAAUGAGCGUGGAGGCCACGCCGUGCAUUCCGGCAUCGCGACCAAAGCUCAAGAAAUCCUGAAGGAUGCGCAGGACAAGGGCGCAAAGUUCCUUGUUGGGGGGCCGGAGAUGGCUGUUAAGAACGGCAUGAAACCAUCCAUCAUCAUCGUCGAUCCGAAGACGCCCAAGGAUCAACUCCGCAUCGUUGACGAGGAGACGUUCGGCCCGUCGGCGAGUCUGUACGUUGUCAACUCAGACGAGGAAGCAGUGCGUUUGGCGAACGCGAGCGCUUAUGGUCUGAACGCGACGAUACAUAGCAACAACAUGGAGCGAGCGAUCAAGAUCGGCCGGGAGCUAGAGUACGGACAGGUCCACAUCAACAGCAUCUCCGUCUUCACGAGCUGGACGGGUCCGCAGGGUGGUGUGAAGGGUUCAGGAUGGGGACGGCAGAAUGCGAGUUGGGGCUUGGAGGAGUUCUUGCAAGAAAAGUUCAUCACUUAUCAUGGGAAGGAUAGUGGCUGAGACAUAGUUAAAGGGAUAGACUGUAUAAACGUUCGUGACAUCAAACUGCG